UUUGUGACGUUUCCUUACGCAGGUGAGAAGAAACUCGGUACGGUCAUCACUCCCGAUACGUGGAAAGAUGGUGCAAGAAACACAACAGAAAGUGGUGGCCGUAAGUUAAAUGAAAACAAGGUGUUGACCUCAAAGAAGGCAAGGUUUGAUCCUUAUGGAAAGAACAAAUUUGCAAUAUGUCGGAUUUGUAAGAGUUCUGUCCAUCAGCCAGGGUCUCACUAUUGUCAAGGAUGUGCCUAUAAAAAAGGCAUCUGCUCAAUGUGUGGCAAGAAGGUCUUGGAUACGAAGAACUACAAGCAAACUUCUGUCUAA
Messenger RNA from Leptosomus discolor (cuckoo roller), 312 nucleotides. The record is from RefSeq and is a predicted model, not a curated record. NCBI's taxonomy places the organism in Eukaryota, Metazoa, Chordata, Aves, Leptosomiformes, Leptosomidae.